CCACGUUCGGUUCGUUUGCUAUUUCCUUUCGGCUGUGUGUGUGCGUGUGAUGGACUAGUCCGCACUGAAUUAGAAUUUGAAAACUUAUUGAAAUAUAAAAGGAAAAAACAAUAUUUUUGUAUUUACGACGGGACGGUAUGCGUUAAAAUUUCGUGUGUGAAAAACAAAAAUAAAGAAAACGAAAUCAAACUGAAACCUCUUGGGAGGAGCAGUGUAAAAUAAUUGCUUAACGUGCAAAAAUUAAGAAAAAUUCAAAUUAAAUCGAAAUCAAAACCCAAAUCGAAUACGAUUUCCUCUCAUGCCAGGCCAGAGCAGGCCGUGUAAUCAAUAGACCCAGGGAAAACAAGUUACAAUAAAAACAAACAAAGCAAAAGGGAAGAUUCCUAGGCAGCCGCCGCUACAAAACCGAAAAUAGUGGCAGUGAUUUUGUUUGUGAUCUUUAAGAGCGACGAAAAUGCCAAGAAACGAAUAAAAUCGAAAAGUGGAUGAAUUAAUUCGAAAUUAAACAUUACUGUGCGGAUAAAAACAAAUUAAAUUCCUCUGUCGGUGGGCGAUUGUUACUGUUAAUGGUGCCAUAUUAAGGCCAACGUGUCAGUGUUUAUUUGUAGUGGCAUUGAUGCCGUUGGUGGGUUGUUUUGGACUUUGACAUCCACUGCGUUAGACUGUGAGAGCGGCCACUCCAGGAUUUACUGUUUCGUGACGCGAUAAAAACAAUAGCCAGCCACCACUGGUUGGUCAUCAAAUAAAUUUCCAUCAUCGCAAGUGUAUCAUCAUCGAGCGGCCAAGCGAACGACCUCUCGACCGAAAUAUCCACAACGCUAUUGCCAGUAUAGCAAUGGGAUGCAUGGAUGGACUGACAAACAGACAGACCUCUAUUUGACCAGCCCAAACAAAUCCACCGCAUAAAUUAACCAAAAUCGAAUUUCCAAACACUUGGCCAUAAUUGUUGCUGUUAUAAUUAUCUUUAUUGUUAUUGUAAUUGCCUACUCGAAGGUUUGUUUUUGACGUUAACGCAAGAAUACGCAGAGAAAUCGUCCAUCAAGCUAUUGUGAUCAAACAAGCGAAAGCCUUGAACCAUUCAUAUACCAUAUCAAAAAUUUUCUCCAUUACUUAGUGCUCUUUUUUUGGACAUAUCUUCAUAACGUGCAAUAAUUAGGAGUCGGGUGAACACACACAAUCGGCCUUCUCCAUGUUGGGCAAAUUCACUUCGAAUCAUGUUCAGGUUUAUCAUCAGUAUUCGCGUACUGUGUAAUUGAAGAAACCGAAAAAGCAUCAGCCUCGAAGUUGGAUUGAGACAAAUUUUCAGAAGCGAGAAUGCAUCAAAUUUAUACCAUGUCCCAAAGACGAAUCAAAAUGUUGCUGCGGCCAAGCUCGUCAAACACAUCAAACAAUUGCCGGCAUCGAAAGUGGCUCACCCGGUGACUUAUGGAUGCCCCAUAAGCACACACGGCCACAGCCUACAGAUGCUUAUGGCAUAAUUGAAUUCCAAGGCGGUGCCCAUCCCACAAAAGCACAGUAUGUGCGUCUCUCAUUCGAUACCCGUCCAGAACUUUUGGUGCAGCUUUUCACAAAGGAAUGGAACUUGGAAUUACCAAAACUCCUGAUAACAGUACAAGGUGGCAAGGCAAAUUUUGAAUUGCAGCCCAAAUUGAAGAAGGAAAUACGAAAAGGACUGCUGAAGGCUGCUAAAACAACCGGGGCUUGGAUUUUUACUGGUGGCACCAACACAGGUGUAACCAAACAAGUCGGUGAUGCUUUACUUCUAGAAGGUCAGCAGCGCACUGGACGAGUUGUGAGUAUUGGCAUCGCUCCUUGGGGCAUUGUCGAACGCAAUCAUGAACUUCUGGGUCACAAUCGUGAGGUGCCGUGUCACAGCAUCAGUUCUCCCAGAUCGAAGUUGGCUGUCCUCAAUAAUCGUCAUGCCUACUUUCUGUUGGUUGACAAUGGCACUCAGGCGAAGUAUGGUGCCGAAUUAAUACUAAGGAGAAAACUAGAAAAAUUCAUAUCAAAUUUGAAACUGCAUCCCUUUACACAUUCCAGUACUCCCGUUGUUUGCUUGGUUAUCGAAGGAGGUACAAAUACAAUACGUGCAGUUCUCGAGUACGUGACGGAUACUCCACCCGUACCCGUGGUGGUCUGUGAUGGCUCUGGUCGUGCUGCCGACUUGAUAGCUUUUGUUCACAAAUAUGCCUCGGAUGGGGAUGAACAACCGGUAUUGGAGUCUAUGCGGGACUAUCUCAUCGGUACGAUACAAAAGACAUUUGAGGUGGGCUCGGAUCAGUCGGAAAAGCUUUACCAGGAACUUCUGCAAUGCACGCGUAAUAAGAAUUUGAUAACAAUAUUUCGCAUUCAAGAGAAGCCUGAAGGCGAAGCACAAGAGUUGGAUCAAACCAUUUUAACGGCACUCUUCAAAUCACAGCAUUUGAGUCCGCCAGAGCAGUUGAGUUUGGCAUUGACCUGGAAUCGUGUGGACAUAGCCCGCAGUGAAAUUUUCGUCUAUGGCCAGGAAUGGCCAAAUGGAGCUUUGGAUGAAGCCAUGAUGCAGGCACUCGAACAUGAUAGAAUCGAUUUUGUUAAAUUACUUUUAGAAAAUGGUGUUUCGAUGAAGAAAUUCCUGACAAUACCACGCCUUGAGGAACUUUACAAUACCAAACACGGUCCAGCAAAUACUUUAGGCUACAUUCUACGCGAUGUUCGUCCUCACAUACCCAAAGGAUACGUUUAUACUUUACACGAUAUUGGCUUAGUUAUUAAUAAAUUAAUGGGUGGCGCCUAUAGAUCAUAUUACACACGCCGAAAAUUUCGUCCUAUUUAUGCCAAAGUUAUGAAUAGUUAUGCCAAUGCACACCGAAAGUCAUCGACAUACCAACGAUAUGCUGGAGCAAAUUCAUUAAGUCUCGUGACUGGACUGUUACCCUUCACAUCGGAAAUGGCCCUCUUUGAAUUUCCGUUCAAUGAACUUUUGAUUUGGGCUGUCCUAACAAAACGUCAACAAAUGGCGCUGCUUAUGUGGACGCAUGGCGAGGAAGCAUUGGCAAAAUCCUUAGUGGCCUGUAAACUGUACAAAGCAAUGGCUCAUGAAGCGGCGGAAGAUGAUCUAGAUACGGAAAUUUAUGAGGAAUUGAGAUCUUAUGCAAAGGAAUUUGAAAGCAAAGGGAUAAAAUUGCUAGACUUUAGUUACCGUACUGAUGGAGAAAAGGCCCAGCGUUUACUAACGUGCGAACUACAUUCGUGGUCAAACCAGAGCUGUCUCUCGCUUGCUGUAGCAGCAAACCACAGAGCACUCCUGGCACAUCCUUGUAGUCAAGUUAUAUUGGCUGAUUUAUGGAUGGGAGGAUUGCGAACAAGGAAAAAUACAAAUUUUAAGGUCAUGCUGGGAUUAAUUCUGCCAUUUUACAUAAAACACCUGGACUUUAAAUCAAAGGAAGAAUUGCAGCAAAUGCCUCAGACCGAGGAAGAACAUUUGGAAAAUCAAAACUUAGACAAUGAUGAUUCAGAUCGAUCGCAUCCCGAUGCAGAGAAUCCACUUACAAAAGCGAAAAGAUCGAUUUCCUUGAAAUAUAGGAUGGGCAGUAAUAACAAUAAUGCAGAAAAGGCACUUUUGGCGGACACAUAUUCAUUGCGUGAUACCAAAGUUCAUGAAAACGGAAAAGUUAAUCUCACUGCCGGAGCGGAUGAACCACCCUCCAAAGUAUCAUUGACGGAUUCUGAUCCCUCUCAGUUUCGUGAUUUUUUCCACAACACCGAGUAUGAAGUGAAACAGCAUCAGCCUUUGCGACUCAAGAAGAAGGUCUACGAGUUCUACACAGCGCCAAUAACAAAGUUUUGGGCAGAUUCCAUUGCGUACAUGUUUUUUCUUGUGAUGUUCACAUUUACGGUAUUGGUGAAAAUGGAGCCCGUUCCAAGAUGGCAGGAAAUAUACUCGAUUGCUUACAUUACAACACUGGGUUUUGAGAAAAUUCGCGAAAUUGUCUCUUCGGAGCCAGUGGCAAUUACCCAUAAGUUUUCGGUGUGGGCUUGGAACAUGUGGAAUCCUUGUGAUGGUGCCGCCAUAAUACUCUUCUUCAUUGGACUCUCGUUGCGUUUUCGACCCAACACCAUGGACAUUGGCAGGGUGUUCUAUUGUGUCGACAGUAUAUAUUGGUAUCUGAGAAUUCUCAACAUUUUGGGUGUUAACAAAUAUUUGGGUCCUUUGGUGACGAUGAUGGGCAAAAUGGUGAAGAAUAUGAUUUACUUCGUUGUCCUGUUAGCCGUUGUCUUAAUGAGUUUCGGUGUCAGCAGGCAGGCCAUACUUUUCCCAAAUAUGGAACCAACAUGGCGUCUCAUUAGAGAGGUCACAUAUCAACCAUACUUCAUGUUGUAUGGUGAAGUAUUUGCAGAUGACAUCGACCCACCUUGCGGCGAGAACCCUGGCCAAAACGAAUGUGUGACAGGUCAUUGGGUGACACCAAUAACUAUGUCAAUGUACCUUUUGAUAGCAAAUAUUUUGCUUAUCAACUUGCUGAUUGCAGUAUUCAAUAAUAUAUUCAACGAAGUCAAUUCCGUCUCUCAUCAGGUAUGGAUGUUUCAACGUUUCACCGUCGUCAUGGAGUACCAACAGAAGCCAGUCCUACCACCGCCUUUCAUUGCCUUCUGCCAUUUCUAUUCGCUGCUUAAGUAUUGUGUACGCAAAGCCAAAGGAUUGGAAGUCCAACGUGACAAUGGUCUGAAGCUUUUCCUGGAAAAGGAUGAUCUCGAACGUCUGUAUGACUUUGAGGAGGAAUGCGUUGAGGGCUUCUUUCACGAGCAGGAAAUCAUUUUGAAUCAAUCGACCGAAGAACGUGUAAAAAACACCACGGAACGUGUGGAAACCAUGGUGCAGAAAAUUGAGGACAUCAAUCAGAAGGAAAACCUGCAAACUGCCACAGUUCAGAAUAUAGAAUUUCGUCUUCGGAAAAUGGAAGAAUCUUCUGAACAAAUCUUAAGCCACCUUGCUGUUAUUCAUCGUUUCAUGGCAAUGCAUACAAUGGGCCAAGAUGAGUUGAAUGCCUCAAAUUUAAAUAUUGGACCAGGGGACUUGCAGCGCAUCCGCACCGUUUCAAUAUCCGACAAUGAAGCUGGCAGUGGUGGUGCGGGUAGUGGUGGAACGGGUGGUGGCGGUGGGGGCAGUUCUGGAGGAGGUCUCACACCCGCUACUCAAAAUCUACAAGUAAACAAUAGAAGACGCUUUAAUCGAUCUCUUACGGAAGUACGUCCCGAUGCGUACAUUUUUGACGAUGGCACACACUUUGAGGUUGUGCCUGUACCUGAAGAACCUGACGAGGUUGUGAAAUCUAGAGAAGCCCUUAACGAACAGGUGGUGCGUAAGGUGUCUGUGCAGUCCGAAUCGGAUUCAGACAUUUAUAUACCCCUAUCGCAAAGACCCUCGACGUGUGAGACUGUCAAACGUACACCCUAUGUUACUGUCCGACAAGACACCGGAGCGAGCACUGAAAGUAAGGACACCUUGACCCCUCUGGGUCAAGACGAUGACCAGACCCUAGUUGGAGAAACUUCAGAUGAGACGGGACCAGAUAUAAACUUUGAAGCUGCCAGGCAUCGAGCCAUGCGACAACGCACGGUUUCUUUAUGUCGCAGAAAUUCUGAGACAUGCUCAAUAAUUGGCGACAUAAGUCGUUCCCACAUAAGUCUGAACCAAUUGCAUCUAACUAGACGUCAAAUGAGCCUGACGCAUUCGGAACCAGAGAGCGACAAGGAUACACCCACUGCUACAGGAAAAUCUGUUCUGCAUGCAAAACCUUCGAGAAAUAUUCUCUUGAAAUUGCACAGCGAAUACACCUCGAUAACGGAUGAAUUAGAGAGUGUUUGCCAUAUGAUUGCCUCACCCACGGUGUCCUUACCAAGUCACAAGACAUCGUUGGAUCGCCCCAAAACCGAAAUGUCCAAAGCAGAAGCCGCUGCCUUGCUGGAAAAGCAGCAUCUGAAGGAGUGCGAAGAGAGCGACUAUCAAAUGCUUGAGGGUCUUUUCCAGGCUCGUGCCUCCAUUGAUGAUACCGAUGAUUCUUAUGAUGCGGCCAUAUCUGUAGAUUACAGUCAUCGUUAUCCCCUGCGGCGAGAAACUGCUGUCGAACUUUCCCCUUCCAAACCUCCGACGGGAGGCGGAGUGCUUGGUGGUGAUAGUAGCGACACCAGUGGUCCUGCUGCUGCAGGUUUUCUUGUGAAAAAUGAGCGUCCUUGGCAACGCAAUUCAUCCAUGGACCAACAACAAACCUAUCACUCACCGGUUGUUCCCCAACGUGCUACAAGUGAAUUUCUAAAUCCACCGUACGAGAGUAGUGGCCGCCUGUUCAAGAAAUCAAGCGAGAGCUUGCAGAAGAACUCUAGCACGGACACCGAUUACUCAGCCCAUCCAUACCGCUUCAUAAAGCAGAGUUCAAACGAAACCACCACCUCUAUGACCGGUUCCUAUAACAUCGACACGCCCUCUCUGACGGCGGAACCAUCACUGGACGCUGUGGAUGUGCAAUCACAAGCCCAGGCAACGACAGUGCUCGAGGGCGGUCUCAGCCAAAGUGGAGGUGGAGGACUGAGUAUCACAGCUCGUUAUCAGCCGUUGCGAACAUCUUCGGUAGGGGCUUCAGAUAUGAGGCGACCUACCGAGGAUGUGGGUACAUCUGUUGAUUUCGGAACAACGACGAUAAUGGGGCAGGUGCAACCACCUCCACGAGCUAUGCAGCUGAAGAAACAGUUUAGCUUGGACCAGGGCAAACAGCCACAACCACCACCGAUACCACCCACAACACGCAUAUCACACGCCGAAUUGCCCACCACAGAAACCGCCUCCACAUCGUCCCUUCAAACCCCGACCAAGGUGUUGCCUACAAGUGGCAGUGGUAGUGUUGCAUUGCCUCCCACGGUUCCCGCCAAAUUGCUUUCCUCGCUCAAACCGCCUCUAACCAGCAAACUCGGCAUGAACAUACUCAAGGAGAGUAGCUCGAGCACUGAAGAAUCCAAAGAUGGAGAUUCUGCCGCAGGCUCCAGCACCCCAAUUCCCCAAAUCCCUCAAAUUAGCACCGACCUGGUGCAGGACGAGAUUGCCAAGCUAUCGUCGAACAUCAAAAGCAGUACCGAAUCAGAGAAGGAUCCCCCCUACAAUGAGACCAUGUGCUGAUUUUUGUUGAAACUUUCAACCGCCUUGGGUCUUGCAUCAUCACACGAACCCUCUCCUUCCUCUUCCUCGUCCUCCUCCGUCACAGCGGCAAAUGCACCGCAAAAAAACAACCAAUUUCUAUCGAUUGUAAAUAAGUUUUAGCCUAAGCGUGUAUUUUGUUCAUAAGAUCGUUUUAUUUUUUAAAUUUUUGUACAAAAUCCAAAAUGAUGUGCAUAAACAAUACAACAACAAUAAUAAACCAUUCGGAUUUUCGGUUGUCUCAAAAACCUUCCCACAUGCAAUGAGUCCAACGGACUCUAACGUAAUACAAAGUCGAUAUGCACACUUUUGUAUGUGAGAAGGUGCCAUGUAAAUGUUUAGAUUAAAGGUGAUCGUUGCUUUCAAACUUCAAAAGACCAUUUAAGCUUAGUCACUAGUCUUAAAGCGUAUGUAUGUAAGUAUAAAAGUAGGUAUACCCAUACUAUGUAGUGUUAUGUCUAGAUUUUAAAAUUGUUUUAUAUGUCUGCUCGUAUGAAUGUAUCCUCGACCUUGUGCUUUUUACAUAUGCAUACCUCCUACAUAUCUUCGUAACUAAGUAAGUAAGGAAUCAUUCAACCUCACCGUCUAUCCAAUGUACUUAUCCUCCUAGAAAAGAUUAUGUCAAAACUCUUUUGUUGCAAUUUAAUUUAUUACACAUGAGUAAAAUAUAAUAAUGAACCAAUGUGAAA
Stomoxys calcitrans (stable fly) is the source of this 7857-nucleotide messenger RNA. RefSeq names its product transient receptor potential cation channel trpm (gene Trpm). The record is from RefSeq and is a predicted model, not a curated record. Lineage: Eukaryota; Metazoa; Arthropoda; Insecta; Diptera; Muscidae. Bases 1430 to 7150 code for a protein of 1906 amino acids. Gene Ontology annotation, molecular function: monoatomic cation channel activity. The transcript has 37 exons. Gene Ontology annotation, cellular component: membrane. Gene Ontology annotation, biological process: monoatomic cation transmembrane transport; protein tetramerization.